CCAAAUCCCUCCUUCUUCAGUCUUCAUAAAUUUUCUGUGUCAUCUCAAAAAUAAACCCUAAAAACUCCCCAAAAAAAGAAAAAAAAAAAAAAAACACCACAGACGAGGGGAAAGGUAGAACCUUUCCUUUGAAGCAGCUUUUUUUAACUAAAUUCAGUGGCUGUAUUGGGAUUUUCAAGCGCUUCUUGAUUUUUUCUUUCCUGAAUUUUGAGUUUUUAUUUUCUCAGAUUGGUCGCCAGAACCUAUUUUCUUAUUCUUGGCAUGGAUUCUUAUGAGUUGAAGCUUUUAUGGGUAAUUUAGCUUGUUCUUCUGCAUUGUAACUUUGAGUUUUGGUGGUGUUUGUGUUUCAUUGAAAGUGGAUGGAGAGUCCAGAGUUUUUGGAGACGUCAAUCAAUAUGGAUGCUGGUCUCAGUUCAUGCAACAGUGGUACAGUGCAGCAUCGUGACACUGAUGAGGAGAAUGAGAAUCUGGGUGUGGACAUCCUUAAUGAUCUGGAGACAUAUUGGGAAGAUAUAAAGGAGCGGUUGGUUGUGUCAAGAAUGGUGAGUGAUUCAGUUGUCAAGGGUAUGAUAUGUGCUGUUGAACAGGAGGCAGCAGAAAAGAUUGCUCAGAAAGAAUCAGAGUUGGCUAAAUUAAAAGAGACGUUACAUCUUUACCAUGUGGGUGUAGAUGGAAAUGAAUCCAUGAGGUAUUCAAUGAUGUGCCAUGAACAAAAGAGCAGAAAAUAUGGGCUUUAUUCUUCCCAUUCAAAUGGCACAGUAGAUCAUGAGAGAUUACAAGAUUUUUUGGGCAACCUUAAAAUUGCAGCGAAAGAUCAAUUUAAAAAGCUCAAGAAAGAAAUUGACAGGAUUAGGAAGGGUUCUGGUUCUUUGGGAUUGAGUGGUAUUCUAGAGGAAAACAUGCCCGAAAAAUGGAUUGAUGUGGAUAGGGCACUUGAUGGUCUUAGAACUACUCUGGAAUCUGCCUUCGUGCAUGCAGAAGAUAUGGUUUGCUUGUCCAAGUCAUUGCACUUUGACUGGCGGCAGGAGAGAGAAUUUCAAGCAGAAAUUGAAGGAAUAGCGAUCAAGAAUUGUAUUCAGAGUUUUCAAGAAGAGUUUGAACAGAGACUGUGGGACCAAAAUGCUAAAUCUUAUGGUAAUGAGAGUGCAAAUUGGCUUGAAAAGAUCAAAGAGAUUACAAGUUUCCGUCAGGAGUUAGAUGCCAUCUCUAAAUCAUUGUCUGUUCCUGAAAGUGGACAUUUAAUUUCACAUGGUUCCUUGGAGCACCGAAAGGCUUCAGUUAAUCAUAUUUCGUCCACUUCACUUUGGGAAGGAAAUGGCAAACAUGAUGAUUCAAUAACUGUUGUUCCAGAAAAUAUGGAUUAUGCACAACUAAAGCACUUCUCAAAGGAAGAAUUAUUUAAUUAUUUUAAGUCUGAGAUGACUAAAAUAAGGAGAGACCAUGAGUUAAAAGUGCAACAAAUGACAGAAGAAUUUUUCAGUUUGAAGAGGGAGUACUUGAAGGAAAGGGGUUCUUCUGUGCCAGUGAGGAAGGAUAAGGAGUUUGAUUCGUUGAGGAAAAAGAUACCAGAGGUCAUUCUAAAAUUGGAUGGCAUUCUAAUGGAAAAUGAGAAACUGCCUUCAUUUAGUAACAAUGGAGAUUGUCUAAACAAUUUGAAGGAUAGACUGGAAUCACUUUGUUUAGAAAAUCGCCAACUAAGAGACUUGCUCUUGGAUAAGAAAAAGGAAAUUAAAUGUCUUUCCUCACAAGUUUCUGAUGCUGCAGAGAAAAUACAAGAACACUCUUUGGCAGAGGAGAAGUUAUCAAGAAUGUUUGAAGAUCUUAAAUGCGUUAUCGAAGAUGCAAACAUUGAAGCUUCAAUCAGUGAUGAUCUUUAUAAAUUCCUUCUCAAGGAGAUGGUCAACCAAAUGAAAAGCUUCAUAGAAGAGUUAGAUAUCGAGCAUGACAUCAUGGAUGGAAUUUAUGAAAUCAUAUUCAAAGAAGCUACUCGCAAUGCUGAGCCUACUGGUAAUUUAGAGAUUGAAGAUUCAGUUAUAGAGUCCAUUAUCAUGCAAGGGAUAUGCGAAGUUAUUUUUAGAGAAUCCUUCAAGGAAGCUGAGGAGAAAGUUGGUACCUUGAACCUGAAAUAUAUGAAUGAAAGUAAAGUCCGAGUAUCCCUUGAGAUGCAAGCUUUGGAAAAAGAAAAGGAAUUGAGAUUGAAUAUUGCUGAGAGAGAAAAAUUGGAGCAAAAGAUGCUCUUACUAAGGGCAGCGAUUGAAGAAAAAGGCAAUUUGAUUCAAGAAACAGCGGUGGUGUUGACGAAAGAGAAGGAGAAAGUUGAGUUAGUUUCUCAAGAGCUUGAUGAGUUAAGGCUUCAGACAACUCAGCAGCUUGAGAUAGUAACGAAGAAGUUAAGAGAAGCAGAUGAGGAGAAAAGUUUGCUUCUUUCUACUUCCCAACAGUAUCAGAAUACUAUAUCAUCAGCUGAGGCAAGAGAAAGAGAAUAUAGGAAGCAAAUGAAUUCAACUAUUGUUCUUAUCCAAGGAUUGGAAAAAGCAGUUAAUGAUUUUGAAUACCGGGCAACUGAAGAUAUUAAAAUGAAUAGCUUGAGGUUGGAAACUUUGAGCUCUCAAUUGAGUUCUCUCAUUCAGAAAGCUAUCAAACUUAAAAAGACAGGGUUGCUGUACAAGCAGAGGCUUGAAAAGAGGUGUUCAGACCUUCAAAAGGCUGAAGCUGAGGUUGAUCUUUUAGGUGACGAGGUGGAUACUCUUCUAAGCCUUCUCGAAAAAAUAUACAUAGCACUAGAUCAUUAUUCUCCGAUAUUGCAACACUAUCCUGGAAUUAUGGAAAUUCUAAAGUUGGUUAGAAGAGAAUUAAGUGGAGAAUCUGUUAAACCAAUUUGAUCUACUUAUGCAAGAUCCUUUUUGUUAAACGGAUAGAACUGCCCAAUACUUUUUGGUUCUGCUGCAGAAUCUUCUAUUGCUACAGCUUUUCUGGAGGGGCUUAUUCCAAGUAAGUCGAUGCCUUAUAAAACAAUGUUGCUACAAAUUUUGGCAGAGAAGAUAUUAUCAUUUGCCAGUCAAUGGUCCAAUAUGUAAAAGGAUUGGUGUGUUACAACAGCACUGAAGGCGAUAUGAAGAGCCUUUUUAUUUAGUUUUUUUGUAUAGGAUGUCCUACACUUUCUUAGUUUUGGAGUACCUAGCAUCAAUGAACCACAAUUAUUAGUUUUUCUUUUGUUUUUUUGGGCUACGCUUGAGUUGCUUAUGUAGAUAAGGAGAAGCAAAGAGAUGCACCUUUGCCUAUAGGAAACUGUAUAUUGGCAUUUUUUUUUUCCUGUAUUAAGUUUUCUCCUUUAUAUUGGUUUAGCUUAUAAAUGUGUAGAUUUUUCC
This is a messenger RNA of Hevea brasiliensis (rubber tree), 3368 nucleotides long. RefSeq names its product WPP domain-associated protein. Lineage: Eukaryota; Viridiplantae; Streptophyta; Magnoliopsida; Malpighiales; Euphorbiaceae. The record is from RefSeq and is a predicted model, not a curated record. Bases 360 to 2882 code for a protein of 840 amino acids. The transcript has 6 exons.